Molecule: messenger RNA, 3089 nt
Organism: Amblyraja radiata (thorny skate)
Lineage: Eukaryota; Metazoa; Chordata; Chondrichthyes; Rajiformes; Rajidae
Gene: cnppd1
Product: cyclin Pas1/PHO80 domain containing 1
Exons: 8
Coding region: 23-1426 (467 amino acids)
Biological process (GO): regulation of cyclin-dependent protein serine/threonine kinase activity
Cellular component (GO): cyclin-dependent protein kinase holoenzyme complex; nucleus
Molecular function (GO): protein kinase binding; cyclin-dependent protein serine/threonine kinase regulator activity
Source: RefSeq, a predicted model, not a curated record
CCCCGGCAGCGCCCGCGACAAGAUGGCGGACUGGGUGGACGCGCUCUUCGACUCCCGCUCCUUCCCGCGCUGCGGCCUGCAGGAGUUCAGCCUCCUUCCAGGCCACUGCAAGAUAACGGAGAGAGUGAAAAAGCGGCUCUACUAUGGUCGAGACAUAGACUACAACAUGGACGCUCUGUCCUGUCCGGUCACUGAUAUUGCAGUCGAACUACUUCAGAAAUCGGCUCCAAGCCCAAUAAGAAAACUGCGGAAGAAAUAUGCUGCUCAUGUGGCAAGGGAGGCCUGUAUCUCGCCUUGUGCAAUGAUGCUUGCCCUUGUCUACAUUGAACGGCUCCGACAUCGAAACCCGGAAUACCUGCAGCAGAUCUCGUCGUCGGACCUCUUCCUGAUAUCCAUGAUGGUCGCCAGCAAGUACUUGUACGAUGAGGGGGAAGAGGAGGAGGUGUUCAAUGACGAGUGGGGGGCUGCGGGAAAGCUGGACGUUCAAGUGGUCAACACCCUGGAGAUGAACUUCCUGCGAGCCAUCGAUUGGAACCUGUACGUUAACACCCAGGAAUUCUUUGAGCUUUUGAGUCGCCUGGAGGGAAGGGUGGCCGAGUCGCAGGGACUAAAACGAGGCUGGUUCACAUACACGGACUUGUGUGUGUUGCUGGAGCAGGCGCUGUGGCAACAGGUGUUUUCAGAAUUCUACCAGCAUGUUGUCAAGGUUGCAUGCAUGCUGGGGUUCGUCUACCUGACUGGCGUGGCAGGAAUAAUCGCCGGCUCAGCGCUCGCCCGACAGGCCGUGUACUCGAGGGGCCAGGCGGACCCGUUCCCCAGCGCCGAGAAACCGGUUGUGGGCCAAGGAGUUGUCCUGGACCGAGCGAAAUGCCGGCAGGAGGCCGAGCCCUUCCCGCCGUUCAACCCAGCGGUGGCUGACGUGGCCAAGCCUCCGGGCUCUCCCUCCGGCCUUUGUUGCUGCCUGUUGGAAAAUGACUCGAGAUGGACAAAUUCUGGCUUUGCCAUGUCGGCCCUGUGCACCUGGGGGGCUGCCCUGACCUCCUUCACUUACGUUACUGACCAGGGGAACGUCCGAGAGGAGCUGAGGAUCCCACCGCCCAUUUCCUGUUCUACUUGUUGCAAACUGCAGGGCGAGACCGGGAUGGCAGUCCAAUGCGGGGCAUCGAACCAGACGUCCAUUAAGAUCUCCUUCCGCCACAGCCCGUCGGAACUCCUCUGCGCCUUCGGAUCGCGGGGCACGUUCUCCCCCGGAUGUAGAGGUUGCACAAAGGACAGGGCGGUAAACGUGAAGAAGCCUCCUCCAACUCCCAGCUUCCAGCGGCUCAUGGACCUUCUCUGCCUCCCCGGUUCCCUGAGGAUGAGAAGUUGCCCGACAGAAACGCCAACAGCGUUCAACCAGCUUGCCAUACCCGUCUUGCCCAGCUAGGCAAUCAGUCCCCCUCCUUUCCCAGCAUUUAGAAUUCGGAACCAUUUUAUCAACCCGAUCCCCACUUGCGAUCAUUCGACUUCAAUCUCAAAACCCAGCGAUUAGACCAGCAAGACAGUCGCUGCAGCAAGAUCUCGGCCUCCACCAGAAUCCUGGGCCUGAUCUGGCAGCUGUUCCCAACUUGCGACCAUGCACAAAAGCUAGAUUUGCUAAUAACCUGUCGAAGUGGAGUGAACUCGCCAACAUUGAUAGGUGUACGUGCUGUUGUAACUCCAGGAUACAAUUGUGAGCAGCGGGCACACUCGCGCCCCUCUCAGCGGCCUUCAGCAAUAAAUUUGACACGUUCAAAGUCACUUUCAUGUACAUAGAGCCCCGCACCUAGCAAUCCUCUCAAAACGUUCCCUCUGCGGAGAAUUACUUUCAGAGGAGGCGGCUUACUCUGCCAGAGAACACAGCGGCGGUUUUGUGCCUAGCAACUCGCGCGAGGAGAGACACAAAAUGGAGGAUCUCGCCCUCGGUGCUGCCAGCCGAUGAGAUAACGAGCAAUGGAAUUACUUUUUAACGCAAAAUCUCAACCAGCUGGAGCCAGUUAACCUGCAACUCUUAUUUGGUAUCUCACCUAAAGGACAUCAUUCACACCAGGAGCUUGGGGCUUGUGCUAAACGUGCUUAGAACAGCGCCUGCUGCUGGUCCUUCCCAGCAAACAUACCCGACACUCGACAGCGUGCGGCGUUACUUUUAAGUCGCAGAAUUCGAAGUUUGCAGGAUUUCUAGACUCUGCACCUUUUGUACAGCUAUUUGAAGACCUUUUAUAACGAAACGGGUUUGAUGAAGGCAUCAAGGAAUCGGAUGUGGAAUUCAAAAUGGUCGCCUAAUUUUUUGUGGAAUCCAAAAUGGUUGCCUACCGAUGCUGGAAAACCUGAGGAAAAGCGAUAAACUUGUGACCAUGCACAAAAGCUAGAUGUACUAAUAACCUGUCUUGUGCAGUAUGAUUAGACUACAUUGGGUAUAGCAUUUACAAUGCAUUUACAUAGCAUUACAAUUUACAGUUGUUGGGUUAUUUGGAACCUUUGCUUUAACUCUCUAAUUUUUUUAUUCAGGAGUGAUUUUCUAACGUGGGAGAUCUGAGCUGUGUUUCCUACAGUCAUUUGGGGAGAUUUGUAAGUCUCUGAGUAGCCAAGCAAACCACAUUUAAACUAUUGCGGGGUGACGGAGGAAAUCAGGAAAAUGUCCCCAGCUUUUCAUGCAAGAAACUGCAGAUGCUGGAAUCUUGAACAGGACAGCAUAUGCUGGAAUCUGGAACAGAACUGGAGGGACUCAGUGGGUGUGGGUGGGGAUGGGCAGACAAUAUUUCGGGUCGGACUGAAGAAGGGUCCCAACCCGAAACGUCGUCCAUCCUUUCCCUCCACACGUGUUGCCUGACUCGCCGAGACCGUCCAGCAUAUUAUGUUUUACUAGAUUUAUUGUGUUUUACUAUUUUUAAUAGAUUCUAUGCUCAUCCCAUAUACCUACAAUUCAAAAUAUCAUCAUAUUAUAAUCUCGGACCAUGCACCUCUAACAUUUACAAGGGGUCACAGUUUAAGGAUAAGGGGGAGGUAUUUUAGGACCGAGAUGAGAAAAACAUUUUUCACACAGAGAGUGGUGAAUCUGUGGAAUUCUCUGC